CCGGGCCCUGAGUUCUGCCUCUCGGUCCUGGCCCCGCUUCCCUGGCUGGCACUGCGCCUCCCCGCCCCGACCCAAGCCCAAACCCCUCCUCUACAUCCCGGGCUCAGCCCCUCGUCCCGGAUCCCGACAGGCCUGCCGGGGCGGAGCUGCGCCGGGUGUGGGGCCCUGGGCGUGGCAGGGGUCUCGGGGCGCCAGGUGCGGCUUCCGCGUCAAGAUGGCCGCCGCCCUCCGCGCCGGGGCCCGGCUCCUGCCACGCCGUCGCCGCUGCUUUCCCGCCGGGGUCCCGCUGCUACGUGUCGCCCUCUGCCUCCUGUGCUGGGCCCCGGCGGCUGUGGGCGCCGUCCCUGAGCUUGGGCUCUGGUUAGAGACAGUCGACGACAAAUCAGGACCUUUGAUAUUUAGGAAAACUAUGUUUAGCUCUACUGAUAUCAAAUUUUCUGUUAAGUCAUUCAGUUGUUCCGGGCCUGUGAAGUUUACCAUAGAGUGGCAUUUGAAGUAUCAUACCUGUCACAAUCAAUAUUCUGAUCUGGAAGACCUGUCUCAAAAACAUGAACUCAGUGUUGAUGAAGACUUUUGUGGCCAUUAUUUCAAGAACACUGACUGUUGGAAAACAAAAACUGAAAACUUAGAUUGCAACAAUGAUUUACAGGUGUUUCCCUCACUGAAUAAUAAGGAACUAAUAACAAAUAGCAGAAAUGUUUCAAACCAGGAAGGAUCAAUGGAUGUUGUGGCCAGAACACAGAGAGAUGGUUUUCAUAUCUUUAUUGUUUCUAUUAAAACUGAGAAAAGAGAUGCAAGCUGGAAUUUGAAUGUUUCUCUUUCUAUGAUUGGGCCUCAUGGAUAUAUCUCUGCAUCAGAUUGGCCUCUAAUGAUUUUUUACAUGGUGAUGUGUAUUGUUUAUAUAUUAUAUGGCAUACUCUGGCUGAUGUGGUCUGCCUGUUACUGGAAAGAUAUUUUAAGAAUCCAGUUCUGGAUUGCAGCUGUAAUUUUCCUAGGAAUGCUUGAAAAAGCAGUUUUUUAUUCUGAAUACCAAAACAUCAACAGCACUGGACUGUCGACCCAAAGUUUAUUGAUAUUUGCAGAGUUGAUAUCUGCCAUUAAGAGAACAUUGGCUCGCCUCCUUGUGAUCAUUGUGAGCUUGGGUUAUGGCAUCGUAAAGCCUCGUUUAGGAACAGUCAUGCACCGAGUGAUUGGACUGGGGCUUCUUUACUUUAUCUUCGCAGCUAUUGAAGGCGUGAUGAGAGUCAUUGGGGCAAAUGAUUCUGAUCUUGUUCUUCUGGCCAGCCUCCCUCUCUCUCUCCUUGACUCUGGCUUGUGCUGGUGGAUUUUUAUAAGUUUGGCGCAAACCAUGAAGACUCUAAGGCUAAGAAAGAACACAGUGAAAUUUUCAUUAUAUAGGCACUUUACAAAUACUCUGAUCUUUGCUGUGCUGGCUUCUGUAGUGUUUAUGGUAUGGACAACUAAGACAUUUAGAAUUGCAAAAUGCCAAUCAGAUUGGAUGGAACGCUGGGUCGAAGAUGCAUUUUGGAGCUUCCUCUUUUCACUUAUCCUUAUUGUAAUAAUGUUUUUGUGGAGGCCAUCAGCAAAUAAUCAGAGAUAUGCCUUCAUGCCCUUAAUAGAUGAUUCUGAUGAUGAAAUUGAAGAAUUCAUGGUAACAUCUGAAAAUUUAACUGAAGGAAUAAAAUUAAGAGUCUCAAAAUCAGUUUCCAAUGGAACAGCUAAACCUACUUCUGAUAACUUUGAUGAAGAUUUGAAGUGGGUGGAAGAAAAUAUUCCCUCUUCAUUCACAGAUGUAGCUCUUCCAGUGUUAGUGGAUUCAGAUGAGGAAAUCAUGACCAGAUCUGACAUGGCUGAAAAAAUGUUCUCUUCAGAAAAGAUAAUGUGAUUGGAAACCAUGUAAAUGAAACCUAGUUAACUGUGAAGGACUAUCCUUCUUCAAGACUGAAAGAGGGCUUUGUAUUGAUAUAGCAUAAUGUUUUUCUUGUAUUAUUUUGGAAAUUUGUGUGUUAAAAUGAAGAAUUCAGAUGAUAGGAGGGUUCUGCAACCCUUUUAUAGCUGACUCUUGAAUGUCAGUUUAAUGUUCAUUAAAUUUCCUGGAAUUGGAAAUACUCUUGAGAAAAGUAUUACGAUAAAGAUAUCUGCACGAAUGCCUCUUGGCUGAUGGGUAGCAGUCAUGUGGAUUUUGGUUUCCUCUCCUUUCUUAAAAAAAUUUUUAUGAUGCAUUGACUGCCACACUAGAAAAAAAGUUUUUCUCUUUGGG
This is a messenger RNA of Lemur catta (Ring-tailed lemur), 2260 nucleotides long. It is a transcript of the gene TMEM87B, whose product is annotated as transmembrane protein 87B. The transcript has 19 exons. Gene Ontology annotation, biological process: retrograde transport, endosome to Golgi. The coding region runs from base 215 to 1885 and encodes 556 amino acids. NCBI's taxonomy places the organism in Eukaryota, Metazoa, Chordata, Mammalia, Primates, Lemuridae. The record is from RefSeq and is a predicted model, not a curated record. Gene Ontology annotation, cellular component: membrane; Golgi apparatus.